GCCCGCGGCGCUGGGCCGGAGUGCUGGGCCGGAGCCCCGCCGCGCUGCCAUGGCGCCGAGGCGGCGCCGGGGCCUGGCCGCGGCGGGCUCCCUGCUGCCGCUGCUCUGCGCCCUGUUCCCCGCCGCCGCCGCCGACACCAGCACCGGCCGGGGUUGGUUAAAAACUUAUGGCUACUUACUUCCAUCUGACAGCCAAAUGUCUGCCUUGCAGUCGGGAAAAGCUGUGCAGUCCGCAGUUGCCACUAUGCAGCAGUUUUAUGGGAUCCCAGUAACAGGAGUUUUGGACCAGACAACUAUUGAGUGGAUGAAGAAGCCUCGAUGUGGAGUUCCAGAUCAUCCCCACCUACGCCAUAGCCGGAGGAAAAAGCGGUAUGCUCUAACUGGACAAAAGUGGAGGCAGAAGCAUAUAACCUACAGUGUACACAACUAUACCCCCAAGGUUGGAGAGAUUGAUACAAGGAGAGCCAUUCGUCAGGCAUUUGAUGUUUGGCAGAGAGUGACACCACUUACCUUUGAAGAGGUCCCUUAUCAUGAAAUUAAAAAUGACAGAAAGGAGGCAGAUAUUAUGAUAUUUUUUGCUUCUGGUUUCCAUGGAGACAGUUCUCCAUUUGAUGGAGAAGGUGGAUUCCUAGCUCACGCUUACUUUCCUGGACCAGGAAUAGGAGGCGAUACUCACUUCGAUUCAGAUGAGCCAUGGACCCUGGGAAAUUCUAAUCAUGAUGGGAAUGAUCUCUUUCUGGUUGCGGUCCAUGAGCUGGGACAUGCGCUGGGUCUGGAACAUUCCAAUGAUCCCAGUGCUAUCAUGGCUCCUUUCUACCAGUACAUGGAAACACACAACUUCAAGCUGCCCCAGGAUGACCUCCAAGGAAUUCAGAAAAUCUAUGGUCCUCCUGUUGAGCCCCUGGCGCCAACCAGGCCUUUACCGACUCUUCCUGUUCGCAGAAUUCACUCCACUUCGGAAAGAAAACACGAGAGACAGCCAAGACCUCCUAGUCCUCCUCUGGGUGAUAGGCCAUCUCCUCCUGGCAUGAAACCGAACAUCUGUGAUGGCAACUUUAAUACCGUGGCUCUCUUUAGAGGAGAAAUGUUUGUUUUCAAGGAUCGCUGGUUCUGGCGUCUGCGCAACAACCGAGUGCAGGAAGGAUAUCCCAUGCAAAUUGAGCAGUUCUGGAAAGGCCUCCCUGCAAAGAUUGAUGCAGCCUAUGAGCGGUCUGAUGGAAAAUUCGUUUUCUUCAAAGGAGAUAAAUACUGGGUUUUUAAAGAAGUGACAGCAGAGCCAGGCUACCCACACAGUGUGGUGGAGCUGGGGAGCUGUCUGCCCCGGGAAGGCAUCGACACGGCUCUGCGCUGGGAGCCGGUAGGCAAAACCUACUUCUUCAAGGGUGACAGGUACUGGAGGUACAACGAGGACAAGAGAGCAACAGACCCAGGAUACCCAAAGCCCAUCACCGUGUGGAGAGGAAUCCCUCAGGCUCCACAGGGAGCUUUUAUCAGCAAAGAAGGCUUUUAUACCUACUUUUACAAAGGGAAGGAGUAUUGGAAGUUCGAUAACCAGAGGCUGAGCGUGGAGCCAGGCUACCCCAGGUCAAUCCUCAAAGACUGGAUGGGCUGUAACCAGAAGGAUGUUGAACGAAGCAAAGACAGACGCCUCCCCCACGAUGACGUGGAUAUUAUGGUGACAAUAAACGAUGUGCCUAGCACUGUAAAUGCAAUUGCAGUUGUGAUCCCUUGCAUUUUGUCUCUGUGUAUCCUUGUCUUGGUAUACACGAUCUUCCAGUUUAAAAACAAAGAGGUGCAGCAAAAUGUUGUGUAUUACAAAAGACCUGUCCAGGAAUGGGUAUGACACAGCCUGCUGCACAUUUCAACUCGUUGAUCUGAUGAGGACUAUGGACAAAAAACAAAAGAAAAAAAAAUUCAUUUGGAAGCCUACCAGACAAAACAACUUCAGUGACCUACAAGUUUUGGACAGCCUGGACUGAAAGAAGCAGGAAAACUGGAAAAAAUACAGGCAGCCUUGCAGCGUGGAGCCUCUUCCCUUCUUACUGCCUCAGUCGUGUGUUAGUCUUGGUGUGCCAUCUGCCACAGGCUCACUCUGCUAACAUCAGAGUCUUCAAGACAGGUUUCAACUGACCUGGGAAACUUCCUUCAGUUCCCUGCACCAGUGCUCCCUGUUAAACCCAGCAUUCUCCAGUGUAGCUAAACCACCUCUGAACAGAACCAUUUUUUUAAUAGCUGUCUCAUAAAUGAAUUACAGUCAUGAAAUCUAUGAACAGGAACAAUUCAGUAUCAUAAGCAGAAGACAUUCUGAUGCUGAACCAUUCUAAAAGAUCUUCUUAGUUUAUUACAAAAUCCAGGGAAUUACCUGGAUACAAUUUUCCAAUACCUGCUGGUCAGAUGUUUUGUACAUUCAUAACUAAUGAACGCUGCCACUCAGCACAGUGCAUGAGGAACCACUAAGCACUCAAAGAGGUAAACAAGUGCAGAGCAGAAGCUCAAGAAACACCAAACCAGACACCAUAAUGUUACCUGGCAACAUCAAGCCCUAGAUUGGGACAAUCUGAAGACAAAGUAAUUGGGUCUAAAAAAACCAAUCAUCAUGGGAAUACAUUGUUUUUGUUUUGGGAGCCAUUCAUGAAAGAAAUAUUCAAAUGUCAUAUGAUGUUGUUUUAAGCUCCCAUCAGCAAGAAACAAUGAACCAAUGGUUACUGAUAUACUGAAAAAUAUGUAUAGACGUAGACUGCACUCUGCCCCUGUUAAGAUGCUGGGAAAAGAUGAAUUGUUGUUAUGUGGCAUGUAUAACUAGAUUGUGGAAUUUGUAUGUUGGGUUUCAGGAGAAUGGAAAUGUUUGUUUGGAGUGAGAUCGUCAUUAUAUUUUGCUGAAAUAGUUGAGAUACAGUAAGAAUUAGGCCUGUUUAUAAAACUAAAUCCAAUCCCUGUAGAUGUUACAAACGUAUGCCUUUGAAAUUUGUUUUUUUGUUUUUGCUCACUUCUUCACAGGCAAGUAUUUGGCAAGGACCAAAGGAAGCAUGACACACAGAACGAGUUCAUCACUAGCCACAUUUGACCCAGACAUAAAAAUCAGGUAAAGGCUAGAUAAAUAUCUGAACUUUCAGCUAGUAACUUUUCAGAAGUCUCUUCCUACAACAGUAGCUUCUGCUUAUCCCUCUUACAGUUGUGAAUGGUUUAGGAUGCUGUGUCCUAACCACAAACUUCGUCCGUUUUGUUGUUGAUGCCGAUAUUUCUACCAUGUUAAAUAAGAGUGGAAGAAGAGUUUCUUGCAAUGCAAUGUAAUGGUGAAGUCCAGCCCUGUACAGAAGUGCCAUUUACGUAAGCACAUGAACUGCUUUGCACACUGACUAUAAGGAAUAGGUGAUUAGCGUAAGCACUCUGCCUAUAACUGAAUUUUAUUCAGUGCAAUGGAAGUGCAAUGCACAGAAUGUCCAGUUAGUAUAGAAAAAGUAUAGCUUUAUAAUGUCAGCUAUGAAAAAAAAAUCCAAGGAUGACAAAAUGCUAAAAAUAUUCUUAAUUACCAUGAUGAGGAAUGAAGAAGCAGAAAGAUUGUUAGCAUUCUGAAUUUCUAACUAGUGCUCAAAUAUUGCUAUGGUGAAGCAAAGAUAGACAAAUAGAUACUUCUAGUGAAGCCCACUAGGACUGCAUAACACAUGGUCUCAAACUGUAUUUUGUCCUUCAUAACUGAUUUCCAUAGCCAAGCUGUUUAUUGUGUUUAAACAUAAAAAAAAUACUACAAACAUAUUACAAAUUAAGUGAGAAGCUAGUAGAUGCAAACUUUGAAUUUUAGUGAAAAAAAUGUGAUAAUGCCUCAUGAUGGGUGAAGGAGUGCAAAGGACCAAAUGAAAUCGGAGCUACUAAUUAGGACACCCCCCCCACAUGCUACUCUGUAUGUUGCUAUGUGUACUAUAUAUGUGGUAGAAUGCACACUAUGAACGCCACAGCCACAUGGCACAUCGAACUCAUCUGUACGCUGCCAUCUCUUCUGGGACUGUGACAGCCCAAACCUUUGAGCAACUUCCAACAGCCAUCAUUAAAAAAAAAAAAUAAUUUACAACCUA
Aquila chrysaetos chrysaetos is the source of this 4070-nucleotide messenger RNA. It is a transcript of the gene MMP24, whose product is annotated as matrix metallopeptidase 24. Gene Ontology annotation, biological process: collagen catabolic process; extracellular matrix organization; proteolysis. The record is from RefSeq and is a predicted model, not a curated record. Gene Ontology annotation, cellular component: extracellular matrix. Lineage: Eukaryota; Metazoa; Chordata; Aves; Accipitriformes; Accipitridae. The transcript is spliced from 9 exons. Gene Ontology annotation, molecular function: metalloendopeptidase activity; zinc ion binding. The coding region runs from base 50 to 1843 and encodes 597 amino acids.